UCAAUUAGUCAACUGCAUUUGACAAGGUCUUUUAGUUACUUUUAUACAUCUACACCGUGUUAAUAUUUAAGUUCAGUCAUUGAACACUAUCCAAAAAGACUCCGAUGAAAAAUGUUCACGGUAAUUAUUUUUAGAAGCUAUAAUUUUGAACGUGGCUAUUACCUUACCGGGAAAGUUUUGGCGUUAGAAUUUUGUAAAAUAGCCAUUAAGUGAUUUGAAUUGAAACAAUAUUUUAUUAGUAAAAUUUAUUUUUACUUCAAUUGAAAAUAGAAAGUGUCUGUAAAAAAUCUGAUUCAACACAUACUUAAUAUUUGAGAAAGAAACAGUAGAAAUUAACACGAAUCAAAUUAUUAUCUGAAAAUUCCGUGGUAUGAAUGAAGUAUGGGCGAACGAUGAGGUUUGGGGAUUGGAACAUCCGUUGCCCACCGGCUCGACAAACAUCUCGUUGGAACAUUAUCUACUGCAGAACCGAGGACCAAAGCAUCUCCCGUUGUCCGUCGUAGUGCCGAUAACCAUCGUCUACGCCUUCAUCUUCCUCUCUGGAGUCGUCGGAAACAUCGCGACGUGCGUCGUCAUUAUCUUCAACACUAGUCUACACACAGCUACAAAUUACUAUCUUUUCAGCCUAGCAGUGUCGGAUGUCACUCUUCUAUUGCUUGGUUUACCAAAUGACUUAAGUGCAUUCUGGCAGCAGUAUCCUUGGACUUUGGGAGAACCAUUCUGCAAACUAAGAGCCCUCAUCUCCGAAAUGACGUCCUACACGUCAGUGCUGACAAUAGUUGCGUUUACAACUGAACGUUACCUCGCCAUCUGUCAUCCAUUACUCUCCUACACCAUGACAGGGCUGAGACGAGCCGUGCGGAUCGUAACUGUUGUCUGGGGACUGUCGUUCAUCAGCGCUCUACCCUUCGCUUUGUUUACGAAGGUGAACUACAUCACGUUUCCGCCAGAAACAAACAACAUCGUAGAGGAGUCUGCGUUUUGCGGGAUGUUGGACGAGAACAUUCCAGAUAACUUGCCAAUCUACGAGCUCAGCUUCAUUGUGUUCUUCCUCCUGCCGUUGUGCAUCAUCGGCGUCUUGUACACUAAGAUCGGGCUGCAGAUCCGAUCUGGGUCGUUGGACAAGGGAGUGAACGGGUCAGUGCAUGGGGAGACAAAAACAUCUCAGUCGAGGAAGUCGAUUAUCAGGAUGUUGGUUGCAGUCGUGAUAACCUUCUUCCUAUGCUGGGCCCCAUACCAUGCCCAGAGACUCCACUACCGCUACGGUAGAGACAGUGACUACUACUACCAGAUCAACGAGUGGCUCUACUACGUAGCCGGAUGUUUCUACUACCUUUCAUCAACAGCUAAUCCUUUGCUGUAUAACCUAAUGUCUGGCAAAUACAGAGACGGCUUCCGGCGGACAUUCUGCGGCAGAACCCGCCAAGACAGCGUCAGAAGCACUAGUGGUCCUCGAAGUGCGUAUAGAUCGUCCGUUUCAGAGACGGCGCCUCUCAAACCUCCUGAAGAAACAAAAAUCAAGUGGAACAAGCCCGGACGAGACUUGGUGGUGACAAUAUCUCCAGAUGAGGGCAGCACUACAGUGACUACCCAGAGUCAUUGGCCGUGGACGGAACUGCGAGUCACCAUGGAUCAUUCGCAGACUCGCAAGAGUCAACCUGUCCCCAAGAUUUGUGUGGAAAUGGAAACUUGCUUGUAACAGACCCAAGCUAAUUAUUAAAUCAGAUUUCUAGUGUUGUUUUUCA
Macrosteles quadrilineatus (aster leafhopper) is the source of this 1745-nucleotide messenger RNA. RefSeq names its product neuropeptides capa receptor-like. Gene Ontology annotation, biological process: neuropeptide signaling pathway. Gene Ontology annotation, cellular component: plasma membrane. Gene Ontology annotation, molecular function: neuromedin U receptor activity. The transcript is spliced from 7 exons. The record is from RefSeq and is a predicted model, not a curated record. Lineage: Eukaryota; Metazoa; Arthropoda; Insecta; Hemiptera; Cicadellidae. Bases 371 to 1699 code for a protein of 442 amino acids.